Messenger RNA from Scutellospora calospora, 2107 nucleotides. The record is from the annotation of a GenBank genome assembly. Lineage: Eukaryota; Fungi; Glomeromycota; Glomeromycetes; Diversisporales; Gigasporaceae.
UCGAUUAAUUAUUUGUGAUGCUGCUGCAAAAGAAUGGAAGAAUAUUAAAAAAAUGAAAGAACCCGAAAUUGAUGAUAUUAUAAAAAGGUACUUAGCAACGCCUCUUAAAAUGCAAGAAUAUUUCCAGACCACAGCUUCAUCUCGACCAAAGCCCUUUGAAAUUUCUAUAGUUAAUUCGUCUCAAGAUAAUACUUUGCGGAUCUCACAAACAUUUGAUGUAGAGGAAAUUCGUAGUAAUGUGUCAGCUCAAAAAAAGGCAGCUAGUUCUAAAAUAGAUGUAGAAAAAAAAAUUAAAGAACUGGAAGCUGUAUAUAACUUUACUACUGAUUUGCAGCUCCGUCACGAUUUACAUGCUAGGAUCAUAAACCUCAAAUCUGAACUUAAGGAAUAUGAACAAAAACUACAUAAUCUAAAAAGAAAUGCCGAAUACCAAGCUAAAUGCCGAUCCAAAAAAAUUAAGGCAUUAGAAGAAGAACAAGUGGUAAUUCGAUAUGAUGCACCUGGAAAACCGUCAAUUUUGCUUCAGAAUCCAGAAUUACUCGAUCAUAUCCAUAAUUCAGUAGAGUAUGGAUCAGCUGAUGCACGUAGACGCAAAGAAGGUAUUAAAGUAAGGAUCAUAAAACACUUACGAGAUAACCUUGAAAAUAAUUAUAGAAUAUAUAUGGCCAGAACAACUUUAAAUAAUUACCUUUUGCCCCGCCAAUCAAACUCAAUUGCUGCUAAAGCUCACCAUCAUCCGGCCUGGAUAGCUGUGGCUGGUGUUUCCCGUAAUGAAACAAAAGAACAUAUUGAUGGACACUAUUGUCUUGCCUCAGUUAAAGGAGUAAGACAAUUUGCACAUGCCUUUCCAAAUGUUUCUGUAAUCAUCUCUCAGGAUGAUAAAGCAAAAAUAGGUCUAGGAAUACCAGCAGUUGGUAGAACAUUUCGCACUUUACAGUCUGUAUCUGAACCGGUUCAACUACCCGACCAUGACUUUGCAUGUGGAAGUAGCCAAAAACUUAUUCCAUCUGUUUAUCUUAUAAUUAAACCAAAUGAAGAAAGUGAUGACCUUCAAACAGGACAAGUAGUAAUUUUUGUUAGACCCCAGUGGUCAAUUGGCACAUCAUCUGUUACUCACAUGAAAGAUCUUAUUUCUCUUGCAUCAAAUAAUCAAUAUUCAGAUGCCCUAAAAACAAAUAAUAAGAUAAAGCCGAUUUGGUUUUUGUUAGUUGAUGGGGGUCCUGACGAGAACCCUAGGCAUUUUAAAAACAUUGAGUCGUAUUGUAAGUUGUUUAAACAAUUUGAUCUAGAUUAUUUGACUAUACGAACUCAUGCCCCAGGACAAUCAAAAUAUAAUCCAGUUGAGAGAGGUAUGGCGACACUUUCAGGAAAGUUAGCUGGGAUCAUCUUGCCGAUAGAUCAUUUUGGAAAGCAUCUUAAUAGCCAGGGCAAUGUUAUUGAUACUAACCUAGCAGCUCAAAAUUUCAAUUAUGCUAGAACAAUGUUGUGUGAUAUAUGGCAUCGUGAUCCUAUUUUUGGAAAGCAUGUAAAUGCAACAUAUAUUGAUAAAGCCACUGAUCCGUUUAAUGACAUAUCUUGUAUUUCCAUUCCAUGGAAUUGGAUUGAAAAGCAUUGUAAUUUAUGUCAGUAUUCGCUUGAUAUUAAACGCUGUAUGGAUUUAGAUUGCUGCGGACCUCCCAGAGCACCAGAAUUUACAGAAUUUCUUCAAAUUUCUAACGGUUUUUUUCCACCUGUUACCAAAGCCAAAGAUGGUCAUUAUAUAAACCCUGUCCAUCUUCUUCAGUAUUCUAAACAGCUUAAAGUUCCUAAAUAUGAUGAACAUUGCCCAUCUAUUAAAACAAUGUAUUCUCGGCUUUGUUGUCCAGUUUGUUACAAAUAUUUUCCAACCUUGGCUUAUAUUACAAAGCACAAACAUGAAAUGCAUCCAUCUGCCCGGGGAAGACCUAAAAAAAACCAGCCAGGAAGCACAGAAUCUGUAGUAGAAGCUAUAGUAAUUACUAAUGCUAUAACUUUAGAAGAUUUUAGUAUACUCCCUUCACAAAAAAACAAAGAUUAUGAUUUUUCGAUUAACAAUUCCAGAGAAUGCUUUUCUGAUAUAGAAGUUUAA